AACUCCAAGUACUGCGCAGCAUAUAAAGUACUAUUCAACAGUACAGGAAAGUAGCCUGCAGAUCUUCCUUUUUUUAUUUUCCCGGGUAGCACAAAAUACAAUCUCUUGUUCUCCCAAGAUGUCUGAUGUACUCGCCGAGGAGACGCUUAUGAAUUUGUUGAACAUGAGUUUGGAGGAGUCCUUCUGUCAGAAACCAAUUAAGCAAAUGGCACUUCGUCGCAACCUGUCGACCUCCACACAACCCUCCGCGACACACUACAGGACCGACGCCUUCAGCUCCGAGCAGCUGAGCGACAUCGAAGGCUGGCCGGUAGACAGUCUGUGGAGUAAAACCUCGCCGACUCGGGGCUUGAACACUUUCAGGUCCGAUCGCUCCAUGAGCCUGACGGAGGGCAGUAUCCAGGGUUUGGGCAGAACCAGGACCCCCGAGGUACCCCCUCCGCCUGGCUUUCCUCCUCUCAACGCCUCGGCGCUCUCCAGCCGCUACAAGACCGAGCUGUGUCGCAGCUACCAGGAGAACAGGACCUGCAAAUACGGCAACAAGUGCCAGUUCGCCCACGGAGAGGCAGAACUCCGUGGCCAGUACCGCCACCCCAAGUACAAAACGGAGGCUUGCCGCACCUUCUACAAUUUCGGGUACUGCCCUUACGGAUCGCGCUGUCACUUUAUCCACGAGGAGAAGCCGUACUCCGCCGCUUUGCAGCAGGGGUCCCCGGCCCCCGACGGUCAGCAGCCGCGCCUGUUCCGCCAAAGUGUCAGCUUCGGCGGUUUCCCCGGCUCCAGGAGCUCCCCUCCCCCGACUCUGCAGGACCCCCUGGGCUUCACCCGGGCGCCCUCUGUAUCCCCGCCUCCAGCCGACCUGCUGUCGCCGGUCUUCAGCGAAGCCGGUGGCCCGUCCUUGAAGAGCGCCUUCCAGUUCUGCCAGAGCCGCCCGAGCCUGAGCGACAUCCACGGCAUCCCCCACAUCGUGGAGCCCCAGAAGUCCGCGUGCUGCGUGUGCGGACACAGCAGCGGCUUCCAGGCCGCCGUGGGCAAAGCCAACGCCAAGGAAGACCAGAACAGCCCUUACAUCACGCUGCCCAACCUUCAGCGCUUCUCCUCUGAAGACUCGCUUUCGGACCGGGAAAGUUACAGUAGCUCCGGCAGCAUGAGCGGUUCGGAGUCGCCCACUUUCGACAGCAUCGGGUCCAAGCGGCUCUCGGUGUUUGCUCGCAUGUCCCUUUCCGACUAAAACGCACAAGUUUAAAAAAAAAAAAAAUCCCCAAGAGACAUUUCCAGUAUCUAAUCUAAACGAACCUUGGAGAUACUAUUUUUAAGAUACAUUAAAAAUUAGAAUAUGAUGCGCAGAAACACUUUAUUUAUAUUUAUAAUUAUUUUUGCUCAGUGAAUAUUUGGUACACAUUCUUACUGCAAACCAAAGCUCUAUUUUUAUAAUUAUAUAUUAUCUUUUCUAUCAAAGUGGUCUUCCAUUAAAAUGCCUUAUUUAAAUGCAUAUCUUAUUAAAUCAACACAGCGUUCACAAGUUGUUACUGACCAUAAAGCUGUUAGGGCGGUUUUUAAUUCAAGAAAUACCUCUGUUCUUUCAUAUUCUUUCCAGAGCUUAUCAAACAGAGUCAGGGUUCCAGUUUUUCUAACCUGUUUUUACACGCUUUCUGUGUAAAAAAAAAAAAACACUUUUUUUUUCUUUCCUGUAAAUUUAAUAUCAGUAUUUUUAAGAUAUGAAACCAUUAAUGUGACAAACUUGAAAGAAAAUAUCCACUAUUUUCUGCACUUUAAAAUUCAUUAUUGGGAGUUUCUCUGCAUGUAGCAUUUUAACAAAGCUUUAUAUUUUUUUACCGAAUAAGCAAUAUGUUCCACGUGAGUCUGUCUGUGUGUGUAUAUAUAUACACACACAGACAUAGGAACAAGACCAACCUCUGAUUAAUAUGUGCCAUUUAUAGUCCUAAAGAUGACAAUUACAAAACUUAUGCAUUGACAUAUACUUAGAAUGUUUAAGUUACUGUUUCUGCUUGUAAUGCUUUUUCUCAUGUAUUGAAUCAUUUUAUGGCCAAUGUAAGGAGAUGCAAUAAUGUCAACUUUGGUGUGUUAGAGGCAUAUAUAUAUAUAUUUUGAAGCUACAGGUUUGUGUUGUAUAAUGUGUGACAACUCUGCCAGGGACUUCAUACUAGAGUUGGCUCAUUCAUUGCCAGGGAAAACAGUUAGAACAAUGCAGUACUUCCUUAUAAUUGUUUGUUUGUUUGUUCUAUGUAUGUGUUAAAAUUGCGAACUAAUAUUUAUUAUACUUAUUUAUUGAAAAAAAUUACAUUUUUAUUUUUACUUAUUUAUCAAACAAUAAAACUGUUUGGACUCACUAUGUGUGAUACAAAUUUUGCUACUGGAAGUGAUUUUUUUUAAAAAUUAUGUAAUAAUAAAACAGUAAAUGCUCAAAGCUGA
Molecule: messenger RNA, 2433 nt
Organism: Lepisosteus oculatus (spotted gar)
Lineage: Eukaryota; Metazoa; Chordata; Actinopteri; Semionotiformes; Lepisosteidae
Product: mRNA decay activator protein ZFP36
Molecular function (GO): metal ion binding; mRNA binding
Source: RefSeq, a predicted model, not a curated record